AUGUACGAAGGGAUUGACAACCUGAAAAUUCUUUACGACCGUGCCGGGAAGACUUUCUCCGGCGGUCCUUCUGCGGCACAGGAUGCGCCGCGUCGUACUGCUCAACCAGACCCAGUACGUCGAUCAUCAGUUGGGAGCGGGGCUCCCAAGAAUCCCAGGACGAGGGAUAGCCGCGCCACCGGACGAGAUAACUCGUCCGACGUCCGUUCACGUCGCGGUGGUUCAACAGCUGCUCAACUAGAUAGCGCUGGCCACCGCGAGAGUCCUCUAAUGGAGAGCUUCUUUGAUCGCGUAACGCAAGGGUUACGCAACGAUCUCGAGCAUGAGCGGGACAGGCGUCUCCAAAUGGCGGACACUGUCUCGAAGCAUCGAGCUGAGUUUGCCUUUGCUCAGCUUGAGAACGAGAGAUCUCUGACAUCUCUUCGUGACGAGCUAAGGGUAGCUCGUGAGAUUGUUGAUCGGUCUCGGGAUGAGAUAACUGCUCUUCAGACCCUUGUUGAUGCCCACCAUCGGGAGCACAAGGCUCUCUGCGAGAUGCUUGAGCGCAAGGGCGUUCUUCAUCGGAAGAAGCAGCGUACUGAUGGUACGGCUUAG
Molecule: messenger RNA, 594 nt
Organism: Peronospora matthiolae
Lineage: Eukaryota; Oomycota; Peronosporomycetes; Peronosporales; Peronosporaceae
Source: the annotation of a GenBank genome assembly